Molecule: messenger RNA, 2108 nt
Organism: Populus trichocarpa (black cottonwood)
Lineage: Eukaryota; Viridiplantae; Streptophyta; Magnoliopsida; Malpighiales; Salicaceae
Product: pentatricopeptide repeat-containing protein At2g17525, mitochondrial
Exons: 1
Coding region: 75-2015 (646 amino acids)
Molecular function (GO): protein binding
Source: RefSeq, a predicted model, not a curated record
GUUAGCAUUACCCUUGUACCAUGGAAGUUGUAUUAUCUUUCACAUAACGGGGUGGUAAACUAUCUGCUCAAUCCAUGUACAAAAUCUCAAACCUUUCGAACUUAGCAAACUCUCGCUUCCCCACAAGAACAAAAGCAUCAAAAUUACUAGUCAUCUUCCAGGCCAAAAACAUCUUCUUUUCCACAUUUUCCUCUUCAUCAUCCACUACAACGCCAACUCCAUCUCUUGCUGUCCCAACUCACGAACGAAUUGUCCAUCUCAUUUUAGACCAAAAAUCAGCACCACAAGCUCUUCAAACCUUCGAAUGGGCAUCAAAGUUACCAAAUUUCACACACUCUCAGUCCACAUAUCGAGCUUUAAUCCACAAGUUGCUGACUUUUCGUCGAUUCCAUACUGUUCAACAUCUGCUCGAUGAAAUGCCUAAAUCAAUUGGCUUGCCCCCUGAUGAAUCGAUUUUCCUCACAAUCAUUCGUGGGCUUGGAAGGGCUCGAAUGAUUCGUGAUGUUAUUAAAGUUCUUGACUUGGUAACUAGGUAUGGCAAGAACCCAUCUUUGAAAAUUUUUAAUUCAAUACUUGAUGUUCUUGUUAAGGAAGAUAUUGAUUUGGCUAGGAAGUUUUAUAGGAAAAAAAUGAUGGGUGCUGGCAUUCAAGGUGAUGACUACACCUACGGGAUUUUAAUGAAAGGGCUUUGCUUGACUAAUAGAAUUGGUGAGGGGUUUAAGCUGUUGCAAGUUAUCAAGUCCAGGGGUUUAAAGCCUAAUGUUGUUAUUUAUAAUACUUUACUCCAUGCACUUUGUAACAAUGGUAAAGUUGGGAGGGCAAGGAGCUUAAUGAAUGAGAUAAAGGAGCCUAAUGAUGUGACUUUCAAUGUGUUGAUUUGUGGGUAUUGUAAAGAAGAUAAUUUUGUUCAAGCUCUAGUGUUGUUAGAGAAGAGUUUUUCUUUGGGGUUUGUACCAGAUGUCGUUACAGUGACUAAGGUGGUGGAGAUUCUUUGCAAUGUAGGUCGCGUGACAGAGGCUGUUGAGAUAUUAGAGAGAGUGGAGAGCAAAGGAGGUGUAGUUGAUGUUGUAGCUCAUAACACCUUGAUAAAGGGAUUUUGCAAGUUUGGAAAGGUGAAACUUGGUCAUGGUUUAUUGAAGGAAAUGGAGAGAAAGGGAUGUCUUCCUAAUGCAGACACCUAUAAUGCAUUGAUCUCUGGUUUCUGUGAGUCAGGAAUGUUGGAGUCAGCUCUUGAUAUGUUUAAUGAUAUGAAAACAGAUGGGAUCAAUUGUAAUUUUGUUACAUUUGAUACGUUAAUCAAAGGUUUGUUUUCAAGAGGGAGGACUGAAGAUGGAUUUAAGAUCUUAGAACUUAUGGAAGAGACAAGAGGAGUUUGUGGGGGUAGCAUUAGUCCUUAUAACAGUGUUUUAUAUGGUCUUUACAGGAAAAAUAUGUUGAAUGAAGCACUUGAGUUUCUAAUGAAGAUGGAGAAUUUAUUUCCAAGAGCUGUUGAUAGGAGCUUGAGGAUAUUAGGGUUUUGUGAGGAGGGUGCCAUUCAGGAAGCUAAGAGGGUUUAUGAUCAAAUGAAUAAUGAAGGUGGAAUUCCAAGUGCUCUUGUCUAUGACUGCCUAAUCCAUGGAUUUUGCCAAGAAGGGUGUGUCCGAGAAGCAUUAGAGCUGAUGAAUGAGAUGGUUUUCCUUGGUUAUUUUCCUGUUGCAUCAACAUUCAAUGCUCUUAUUAGUGGGUUUUGCAGGUUAGGGAAAGAUGGGAGUGCUCUGAAGCUACUUGAGGACAUGGUUGGGAGAGGCUGCGUGCCCGAUACAGGAAGUUAUAGCCCUCUGAUUGAUGCUCUUUGUAGGAAGAAGAGUUUUCAAAAGGCUGCGAGUCUCCUCUUACAAAUGGUAGAAAAUGGUAUAACUCCUGAUUAUUUGAUAUGGAACUCUUUGUUUCAUUGUCUCAGUCAACAAACUAACUGGUUAGAAAGCAAUAAUAUGUUCCGUGUACACAACCUGGUAGAACAAAUUGUUGAGAUUUGAUUUUUUUUUUCCUUCUUUUUUGAUAAGCGAUUGAGAUUUAAAUUAUUGGCCCAUUGGUAAUAAGAUGAUGGUAUUGCCUUUGUUGACAAAGAA